This is a messenger RNA of Arxiozyma heterogenica, 1944 nucleotides long. RefSeq names its product Atg7p (gene ATG7). Gene Ontology annotation, molecular function: Atg12 activating enzyme activity; Atg8 activating enzyme activity. The coding region runs from base 1 to 1944 and encodes 647 amino acids. Gene Ontology annotation, biological process: autophagy of mitochondrion; C-terminal protein lipidation; cellular response to nitrogen starvation. NCBI's taxonomy places the organism in Eukaryota, Fungi, Ascomycota, Saccharomycetes, Saccharomycetales, Saccharomycetaceae. The record is from RefSeq and is a predicted model, not a curated record. Gene Ontology annotation, cellular component: phagophore assembly site; cytoplasm. The transcript has a single exon.
AUGGAUUUGUCUAAAAACAAUACUUCACGUUUAAAAUAUGUGUUUCCUGUAAAUUCUUUUAUUGACACCAGUUUCUAUCAACGGUUAUCAGACUUAAAGUUAGAUACAUUGAAAUUGAGUGAAUCGAGUAUUCCUGUUAAAUCUAUACUUCACCUAGAUAAUAUACCUAAACAAAAUUCAGUAACACCCCUAUUUCUAAAUGGACAAAGUUUUGACGUUAAUUCACAAAGUAACUAUGGUGCUAAUCAAGAUACAUUAAUUGAGAUUGGAGGAGAAAUUUUAAAUUUUAAUAAACUAGAACAAAUGAUGACUUUAGAUAAACAACAAUAUCUUUACGAACAAGGAAUGAAACUAUGGGAGGAUUGUAAAAAAAACAUCCAUAAAUGUUUUAAAUUUUGUCUAAUAAGUUUUGCAGAUUUGAAGAAGUAUCAGUAUACUUAUUGGUUAAUGAUACCUUCCUUCAUUCUCAAGGGACUCAUAAUCACUAUUGAAAAAGAUUUAUUAAAUAGACAACUCAAUGAUGUUAGAGAUUGGUUUUGUCAAACUGUGAAUAGAGAUAAAUGGGUGUGUGUAAUGAAUAACUCAGUAAUUAAAGAUUAUGACCCAGAGGAGAAUAUAAGUUUGAAUGGAAAGAUUGUUUUCAUUAGAGAUACGUCAAAUAUUGAUAAAAUUCCUUCAAGUGUCACCAAAAAUAUAUUAACUACAAUCAAGUAUAAUAAUCCUAAGAUUAUAAAACUUAAUGUUUAUUUUGUUAGGGGUUCAGAUAAAAAGAGUUUCGGAUAUACAUUGAAAUUUGAUGAUAAUAAUACACCAAAUUUCGAUGAAUUUCUAUUAAAUUUUUCUGGUUGGGAAAGAACCACAGAGGGUAAAUUAUUACCAAGACAAAUUGAUUUAUCUUCUUUGAUUGACCCAUUAAAGAUAGCAGAACAAAGUCUAGAUCUGAAUUUAAGGUUAAUGAAAUGGCGUAUUGUACCUGGCUUAAAUUUGGAUAUUAUUAAAGAUACAAAAGUUCUUCUAUUAGGUGCAGGUACACUUGGAUGUUAUGUAGCAAGAACAUUGUUAGGGUGGGGUGUACGAAGAAUAACGCUUGUUGAUAAUGGAACAGUGUCCCAUUCAAAUCUUGUUAGGCAACCAUUAUUUGAGUUUAAUGAUUGUGGUAAGCCAAAAGCAAAAGUUGCCGCUGCUGCGUUAAAAAGAAUAUUUCCUCUUGUCCAAGCCGAAGGUAUAAAUAUAUCAAUUCCAAUGAUUGGUCAUCCGAUUACUAAUGAAUUAAGAGAACAUAGGGAAUUAGAUAUAUUAAAUGAAUUGAUAAAAGACCAUGAUGUUAUAUAUUUGUUAACAGAUUCUAGAGAAUCGAGAUGGUUGCCUACUGUACUUUCAAAUAUAGAAAGUAAAAUGGUUAUUAAUGCAGCAUUAGGUUUUGAUAGCUAUUUAGUUAUGAGACAUGGGAUUUAUGAUAAUAAUGAUAAGAACGCCAAAUUAAAUGGAGAAUCAACUAGACUUGGUUGUUAUUUUUGUAAUGACAUUGUGGUGCCUACAGAUAGUAUGAGAUUAAAAACAUUAGAUCAAAUGUGUACAGUGACUAGACCUGGGGUUGCUUUACUGGCAUCUUCGCAAGCUGUAGAAUUAAUGGUUUCAAUGUUACAAAGAGAUAAAGCACAAGAAUCUAAUAAAGGACAAUGUAUCUUAGGAGAGAUACCUCAUCAGAUUAGAGGGUUUCUUGAUAAAUUUGAGACUUUAAAAGUCGAAUCACCAGCGUAUACACAUUGUUCAGCAUGUAGUCACAUUAUUGUAGAGACCUGUAGAAAUAAUGUAUGGGAUUUUGUAAAAAAUUCAUUGAACGACAACGAAUAUAUUGAAAGAUGUAGUGGUCUUUUAGAAAUAAAGCAAAAAAUGGAGAGUAUUAUGGAGGAUAUUACGUGGAUUAGUGAUGAUGAGCUAUGA